UGCUGCGAAAUCAAACGCAUCCAUUUGUUGUUACGGAACGAGCACUUUUUUUCUUCUUCUCUCUGCUAGCUUCUUGUGCACACCUGUCAGGCUGCACACACUGGAAAACCUGUUAGAAAUGGGUUAAGGAAUCCCACCGUUUAAAGGCGCUCACUGAGGCAACACCACUCAGCUGAAUGUUCACAAUAUUUCGCUUCCAUGUCUUCUAGGAAGCGUAAAAUACACUCCAAAGACAUAAAGCGUCUCUUCUUUCCGGAUGCUGCUGAAAAUGGUCCCCAGAAACGGGAGAGGGAAGCUGCGAGGGAAUCCCUUUCAUUCGCCAGAAGUUGGACAACAUGCGGGGACAGUUUUCUGGAGACCCCGGUGACAAAUGCUCCCUCUGUCCGUAAGGUCCAGUCAUCGGGUAAGAAGCUGUCCGUCAUUAGGAAGUUGGCUCGGGCACCUGCUUUAGCGCAGAGCAGUGCUCCUAGCCACGACGAGGACCCAGUGGACAUCGCCUGGACUUCGAGUGAAACCGAACCCUCUGAUGAUGAGAAUCAGGUGCAGCAUCAGUCCCGAGUUGUUUCACGACAGCUUCGGCGACCUCCAAGGCCGGGAAGACCCAGCGCCCUGAUUCAGUCUUACACCACUGCUUUGAGCAUGCUCACUACGGACAAAGAUGAUCUGCCUGUCAUAGAAACGGACAGCGAACCGGAUCAGUCCGAGGAGGAUGCCGAUGACGACAGCGGGCAACAGAUUUCAGACUGCGGGUCGGACUCUGCUGAUGAAAACACAGAUAUUUGUCCUCCUAGUUCUGAACAUAUGAAAGAGCUAGAGAUCUCGGGUUAUGUGUCUGACGGAGACGAUAUCGGCGGCACGCUCACGUCAAGCAAACUGGACUCCGAGGUCUUUCCUCUCCAAACCGGCGAGGGCACCAAAAGGUCUGUGCGGGACUGGCUGAGAUCUGCGCAGGCGAUGCUGCAGACGCCCCAAAAACCGUUUGACAGGCAGUCCAAGACCCCGGAAGACUCCUCCAAAAAGAAAAGAAAGUUCAAGAGAGGAGGUCUGGCAGAGAGGCUGAACCGACUCCAGUGCAGGCAGAGGUCAGCUAUCAGUUUCUGGAGGCACAAGUCCAUCUGUGACACCUCAGCAGCAACGACCGCAGCAGUGGACCGGCCUGGCGUGCUGGUGCUCGAGGUGCUGGAGGUCCACGAGGAGUGCAACAUGCAGUUGGCGCACUGCGAGCACCGACAGCCCCCCGGAGACGGCCACCAGCAUAGAAGCGCCGUUUCCGAGGAAACAACUCGGAUGUUGGCGUUAUUCAACAGAGAGACGGCAGCUCAGAUGAUGCCAAAACCCAGAGAUGUCAUCCGCAUUUACCCCCCGUGGUUGUGCGCGCUGGUCCAGGACGGCUUUGGCAUGUUCAGCGUGCUCCAGCUCCAGCCUUUGUCCAGCAGCGACGAGCUCCACCAGUACUGCCAGACGUGGCAGGGCAGAACCUGCGUGCUGAGGGGAAUCAAAGUGGUGCAGCGGGUCACUCGAGAAAGGCACUCCAGGCUUUUCGGCUUGAUAGACAGUCUGUGGCCCCCAGCGACGUCUCUGAAAGAUCACGGAAACUCACUUAGUAUGCUAAAUGAAAGCCGAGCUGCAGGUCCGCCUCCCAGUUUCUGCUACCUGCUGUCGGGUCAGCAGAGUUCAGUUGAGCUCGCUGAAGGGCAAACUGUUUCAGCGCUCUACCGUCACCCCGCUAACCAGACCUUAAGAGAAAUACUGCAGAGCGAGACGAAGUCCGGCCGCUGCAGCUUUAUCGCCACCGUUUUAUACAAGAGAAUGCCGAGCACCGAUGUAGGCCAGAGGGAGGUGUGGCUGGUGCUGACAGACCCCAGUCUUCAGGAGGAGCAGCCGGAGAGGCCGUGCAGGCCCACAGUGGCUCUGUGUGUGAGCACUUCCUGCGUGCUCACUUCCUCCGUCCUCGAAGCACUGAAUUCCCCCGCUGCCUGUGACAUGUCAUUCACAGAUGCCAUCAGAGAACAUGGUGUGCUGCUCUGUGCGGAGCAGUCUGUCAUUAAGGUGUUAUCUGUACAACCCGGGAGCAGCGUGGAGACCCCUGCGAGGCAGGACUCGCUCUCCCAGGUGAAGACCCUGCCCCAGCCACCGAGGCUGGAUUCCCUGAGUGUGGAGACCACGCCCAACUCCCUCUGUACUCUCACAGGGGUGAUUGUUGGCGUAGAUGAGAAUACCGCUUAUUCUUGGCCAGCUUGCAAUCUCUGUGGAAGUGACAACUUAGAGGUGUCAGCGGAAAAGCCUCAAAACUUCCACUGUGUUUCCUGUAAGUCGAUGUUGGACAAGCCGGACACAAAGGUUCAGCUGGAGGUGUUCCUCAGCUCGUCCUCGUUAAGCAACUGCACCUUAAAGGUUAAGCUACAGCAGAGGACCAUCAUGUCCAUCCUGAACACGCCCACGCCGGAAAGCCCUGAGCUCCAAGGCUACGAUGUGGAGAGCGUCUUGGGAAAAGCGGUGGGUCCCAUCGCCGUUUAUGUCCGAGUGGUCACCAGGAAGCCUGCCCUCUGGAUGGGCCUGGAAGAGAUCUGCCUCUAACGCUGCUGAUAGCACGCCUGGGAUUUUGGCUGGCUCCAGCAAAUCUGCACACUGGGCCUUGGUCUGAGCCAGUUUAUCCCCCCCCCCCCUUGCGAAGGCCUCCUCUGACAGCUUGAGGCUGUUCUGAAGAGAAGGGGCCUGCGAAGAGACAAGGUCUUGUUUGUGUUAAUGAUAUGUGAUCCUGUGCAGCAGGAGUUGACAGCCCAAGGGUAGAGCAGUGGCAUGCGGGCUGUCAAACCAGCCCAUGUGGAUCAUUAACUGGGAUGAGCCCUGAAUUUUGACUUUAAAAGAAACCUUUUUUCCAACCUCUGUAUGAAAAAAAAAAAAAAA
Fundulus heteroclitus (mummichog) is the source of this 2907-nucleotide messenger RNA. It is a transcript of the gene spidr, whose product is annotated as scaffold protein involved in DNA repair. The record is from RefSeq and is a predicted model, not a curated record. Gene Ontology annotation, cellular component: nucleoplasm; nuclear chromosome. Gene Ontology annotation, biological process: double-strand break repair via homologous recombination; regulation of establishment of protein localization to chromosome. Lineage: Eukaryota; Metazoa; Chordata; Actinopteri; Cyprinodontiformes; Fundulidae.